Molecule: messenger RNA, 687 nt
Organism: Bipolaris zeicola 26-R-13
Lineage: Eukaryota; Fungi; Ascomycota; Dothideomycetes; Pleosporales; Pleosporaceae
Exons: 3
Coding region: 1-687 (228 amino acids)
Source: RefSeq, a predicted model, not a curated record
AUGCCAACGGCUGCGAGACGCUCCUUGCACCCGCUCGACGCCUCCGCGCAUCACGCCGGCCGUGCGUGCGUGUGUGGGUGGUGCGUGGGUGAGGGAGAGAGGACGAGCGAAGGCGUAUGUGUGUGCGCAAGUAGCAUGUGCGCGUCGGACGGCACCCGUAUCCGACAGAGGCUUUGGGAGUUGGUGAUCGGCCACUGGAGCAGCGUUUGGGUGCAGGCGUGCAGAGAGAUGGGAGUGCUAGAGCAUGUCGAAAAGGGUAGGUGGGGAGAGGGAGGCUCGCGGAAGGAGCAUCAUGGUUCGCCGGAAACAGUGAUUGUCGCGGCCCAGACCUCGAGUAUUUGCCUCGUCCGCCCAUCUCUCCCUCUCUCUGCCUCGCCUGUCCGCCGCCAGACCGCCAGACCGCCAGUUCGUCACGCAGGGAACGUCACCCGCCAAUCCAAAAUGCCCCUCCUCGUCCCCUCGUCCCCUCCCCCACCCAUCCCUGCCGCCACCACUGCUGCUCUCUUCGGCCCGCUCUCAUCUGCUGCACAUCCUCGCCCUGUCCUGCCCUGCCCUGCCCUGCCCUGCCCUGCCUGCCCCCCUAGCCCCCAAGCACCCAGGCCGGCCUGCACCUCGACAGUGCAUACAUACUUAGUACACACAACCCCAACUGCCUGGCUCCUGUGCGUAGCCCGCUUGCGACGGUAG